UGGCCGCGUCCAUGUGGUGAAUCUCGGUGAAUCUCUCAUUUGAAUGUGGUAAAUUUCUCUUCUAAUUAUGAUCUGGCAGAACAUUUAAAUGUCGCAGAAUCAUGAUUUAUUGCUCUAAGCAACAAUAGACGCACCAGUGCGGAGCGAUCGCGAGCGAACUAAUGAGAAAUUCGUCUGAUCCGUGGAAAUUUCGUUCAGCAGAUUCACAUCAGCAUUAUCAACGCAGUAAAUUGAGGAACAGCACAUUCCAUUUUUACCAUCAGUUUGCCACCAAGGCAAAAGAUCUGACAUGGAGGAAGUAUUUCUCGGGGGCGUGGCAGCCUGCGGGGCUGGAUUUUUCACCAACCCUCUGGAGGUGGUGAAGACCCGCAUGCAACUGCAGGGAGAGCUAAAAGCGAGAGGGCACUACGCCGUCCACUACCGCGGCGUCUUUCACGCCUUUAUAACGAUAGCCACCAAAGACGGGUUAUUCGCCAUACAGAAGGGCCUCGUGCCCGCUCUUUGGUAUCAGUUUUUCAUGAACGGUGCCCGCCUGGGGACGUACCAGACUCUCUGCAAUAAGAAGAUAAAUACAAACGCUGACGGGAGCGUUAGUGUAGUGAAGAGCAUUCUUUGCGGGGCCUUUUCGGGUACCCUUGGAGCCGUGGUGGGAAGCCCGCUGUAUAUGGUGAAAACCCACCUUCAGGCCAAGUCAGUGGAGGAGAUAGCAGUUGGGCACCAGCAUAAACACGAGUCCAUGUGGACAGCCUUCCGCCAGAUCUACAACCAGUAUGGUAUCAAGGGGCUCUGGAGGGGGGUCACGGGAGCAGUCCCGAGGGUCACUGUAGGGUCAGGGGCACAGCUGGCAACCUUUUCUAAGGCUUGUCAUUUUGUGGAAGGAACGCAGAUAUUCAAGAAAGAUAGCAUACUUAAUGCUCUCAUAGCCAGCAUGAUGAGUGGAGUCGUUGUCGUUAUCUGCAUGACGCCCUUCGAUGUGAUCUCAACGCGCCUCUACAAUCAAGGCAUAGACAAACAUGGAAAAGGACUUUUUUACGAUGGCUUUCUAGACUGUUUCACCAAGAUGUUCAAAUCGGAAGGACUGUGGGGUUUUUACAAGGGCUGGGCUCCCUCCCUCUUUAGAUUAGGUCCACACACGGUACUGAGUCUGGUCCUCUGGCGAAUGACAAGGAACUUUUAUGCCAGCUUUAAAGAAGAGAAGGCUUGAUAUUUUUGACAUGAUGAUCCUGUUAGGAAGUGUGUUUCUAGCUGAAAUGAGUCCAAACUAUUCAUCUCAGUUAGCUCUAGUUUUAAAGGAGAAAAGUUCUUAUGUUGUUGAUGUUCAUAAAAUCCAGUGAUAUACAACUUACUGUAUGAUUAGGGUUCAGUUUAACAGAAGAACUCUCAAGUAAUAGUCUAAAGUAAUAGAUUGAAAUCUUAGUCUACUUUAACCCAGGAUAAAUCAGUAGUCCACUAACAUGAAAUAUUCAAUCUGUGUAAUAACAGUAGACAUUUUAGAACAAUGAUAACUUUAUUUUAGUGGACUUAAGUGGGUCUAAUUUGAAUUGAAGUAGACAUCUCUAAUUUUGGCUGUAAAGAAUAGACUCAGCCUUUGGUCUAAAAAUUUAAUGAAACAACCCCUGUUACAGCUCAAGCUUCCAUUGCUCAGGGAUCAGGGGAAUAAAGCUCCCAAAAAUACUGUAAAAAUAUUUAGUGAGGAUAGAUCUGUUCAUUAUUUUUUUAGUAUAUGGGAAAGGUCUGACUGUACUGCAUAGAGCUGAAUUUAUAUAUUGAAACCCAUUAUUGGGACCAAGUGCCUUUAGACAAUUAUUAUACAAAGGACUUUCAUGUGUAUUAGUUGAAAAUAGUAUCUCAGUACUAUCAUUCAAUAGCUUUUAGUAAGGUAGUGGAAAAUUUGCACAUUAUUAUUCACUGUGAGAUUUUUUAUAAAGAUACUCUUGUGAUUCAUUCACGCCUGAUAUAUGAUAUUAUUCUUUCAAUUAUAGACUGUAGAUUAUAAAAAUUAUAAGUUACGACAUAAACUUGAUAUGGUUAACUUAAUAGUUUAUAGGCUGGACUAUAUAUUUGAUUUCAUUUGUAAUUGCUCAGUAAAUUAAAACAGUGCGCAUUGUUAUUUUUAUAAUAAACCUUGAAAAGGUAGUCUAAGGAAAUGAGAAAAGGUUUCAAAACUUUAUGAGAUUUUUAAAGCCCCUAGAUAAGGGGUCACUACAACAAAAGAAUGAACAGAUAGCAAGUUUGUUCUGAAAUUGAUUCAGCUCUUUCUGUUUUAGAGCCUACAGUAAGGUUAGCUAUUGAAAUGUACACAUACAAAUUGUAAACAUUACAAUAUGUUGUAUCUGCUGCACCAAGCUCAAUCUUCUUGCAAUCUUCUUUUGUACAUAAACUGAUUCAGAAAUGAUAUUCAAUUUUCAGAAAUGCUCAAAGGUCAUGUUGGUGAUAUUUAGAGUCUUUAUAUAAGAUUGUUUACACUUUGUGUUUAUAAUUACAGUACAAGUUAAAGUAUUUCCAGUAAUUCUUUUAAAUUAAAAACUAUGUUUCAUGUGUUGCAUUUGGUCAGUGGGAGGUAAAAAUUUGGGGUAGUAAUUGUUUUGGGGGAUGAAAGGAUGUAACUGAAAGUCUCCCCAUGGCAUAUUACUUGUAUAUAUACUGUAUACAGGGCCAUUUACAAGAGUACAUGUACAUUGUAUGACAAAACAUUGUUAGUGCAUUUUAAAGAUGAAAAAAAUGUGAAACAGUGGCAAUAUAUCCAGGACAUUGCAAAAAAAUAAUCAGGGACAAUACUGUGGUAAAUAGCAUGUGGUUCUAAACAAUGUUUUAUGGAACAUUUUAUAUAGCAAGGGUAUAUAGAUUUUAUAAUUAGACAUACAGACUAACAUAUGUAUUCAUGGGUCAUGUAUAAUAAUAUGAUAAAAAUAAUGGGAUGGCAUAAGUAUAACAAGGCAAAAUAUUUUUUUCAUGUAUUAUUGUUAAUGAAA
Lingula anatina is the source of this 2972-nucleotide messenger RNA. Its product is annotated as solute carrier family 25 member 35. Lineage: Eukaryota; Metazoa; Brachiopoda; Lingulata; Lingulida; Lingulidae. The record is from RefSeq and is a predicted model, not a curated record.